UGCGUUGAAACUACUUCUGUGCUCCAGCGAGUUGGAUCAACGAAUCAUUUCUCUGCUUAUAAUUUUCACUCGUCUGUUAUUUUUCAUUUUAUCUGUAUCGGCUGUCAUUUUGAAAGUUUUUGGAAUGGUUGCUUAAUAAAUUCCAGGAUCAACUCACGGGCUAUUUUAAAAACAACACGCAACAAAUAAUUGCAUGCCAUGCCUGACACCAAGACGCCUCUUGUCAACACGACGGCUUGAGUGGGGUUCACGACAUUUUGUUCACUUCGCGCAGUUUACAAGAGGACUAGUCGAGUCAUGAUUCCUUUACUUAAUUAGACAAACUGAGUUUUCCCCGUGGCAUUCAGCACAGUCCCGGCUCAGUGUGUUUAUUUCUGUGGCUACGUGACACAUUAAACCAUAUGAACCUGCAGUCGACUUAUUCCAAGUAGCUAUCCCGGCACGCGGGAGGCGGCGCCUUUCGCUUUUACGACGCACUGUGCGAACGCCUGCCGGUGUUCACUUGCGUCUGAUGAGGUGAAGAACGGUUUACAACGCAACCGCAAGGAACGCGGUGCGAGUAGCACCCAGCAAGCACUAAAAGGAGGUUUUGAAAGAUGGCUGAAACGUCUCAUGGUGAAAGUUCUGCCCGGUGUCACAAGUCUGAACAGAGUUCUGAUGAUAACACCUGCCUUUUACAAGGAUGCAACAGAAAGGGCUUUGGAAGUGGAAAUGAGAAGACUGUCGGUUUGAUGUGUGACAGCGUCUCUUCUGUCAGCGCUGAAGGAGAUGACGCCUUGUCCCUGGAAGAGGAGAGCGGGUCGCUGUCCGAUGAGUCCGACAGUGAGGGGACUAGCUCGGACACCGACGAAACACCCACGCAAAGGCGUGGCGAGGGUUCCUCGGGCGAAGACAGAUUCUCAGCUGCUGUUGCCUUCGGGCUUGGCCAAUCCACUGUGAGAACUCAGGAGGAGACUACGGAGGACAAGCUCGAGGUAAGAGGGGUGGGCGGUGACAGAAACGUGCGACCGACAGCCGACUCAGGGACGGAAACAAACUCUGUCCCGUCUCACUGUCCCGCGGGGUCCUCCGCUUUCCCCCUGAUGAAAAAGCUCAGAGUCCAACGGGACUCGCCGGACCGUCCCCACAAGUGCCCACAGUGCGGCUGGGCCUUCAAGAAGGCCAGCAACCUGCUGAGCCACAUGGAGACGCACAGCGGGGCGAAGCCGCACGUGUGCGAGCUGUGCGGGAAGGCGUACUCGCACCCGGGCACGCUGCAGCAGCACCGGCGCCUGCACACGGGCGAGCGGCCCUACCGCUGCCCCUUCUGCGAGCGCUCCUACGUGUGGUCCUCCGACUGCCGCAAGCACAUCCGCACGCACACGGGCGAGAAGCCCUACACCUGCGCCGCCUGCGGGAAGGAGUUCGCCCGCUCGUCCGACCUGCGCAAGCACGAGCGCAACCUGCACGCCAACGACAAGCCCUUCCCCUGCGCGCAGUGCGGCCGCACCUUCAACCGGCCGCUGUCGCUGCUGCGCCACCAGCGCACCCACCUGGGCGAGAGGCCCUUCCGCUGCCCCGACUGCGGGAAGGACUUCGCCGUGGCCAGCCGCAUGGUGGAGCACCAGCGCACCCACAGCGGGGCGCGGCCCUACGUCUGCCCCGUCUGCUUCAAGUCCUUCAGCAGGCCCGCCAGCCUGUACGAGCACCAGGCCCUGCACUCCAGCCUGAGGCCCUACGGGUGCCCUGACUGCGGCGCGGCCUUCGCCCGGGCCUCCCGCCUGGCCCGCCACCGCCGGGUCCACACAGGAGAGCGGCCCUUCGAGUGCCCCGCCUGCGGGCUCGGCUUCUCCCGCCCCGCCACCCUCCGGCGGCACCAGGUCAUGAACUGCAGCGAGAGGCCCGGGCGUGGCGGCUCCGGCCCCAACCACGCCCAUCAUCACACUCUGGCCCACCCCCAAGAGGAGCUCUGCCCAACCCCCCAGUCUCAGCCCGGUCAGCUGCCACAGACCAAUCACAGCCUGGUCCCGCCGCCCCAAACAGUCCCACAAAGCUACUCCGUAAACUGCCCAGGGCAGACCGACGGGACCCGCUGAGGUCUGCACAGGGAGCAGAGGUCUGUCUGGACACUUCCUAUAGGAAAGUGGUAAUUGUUCACUUUCUAAACUCAGGGCUAAUAAAAGCGGUGGGGUCAGGUACUUAUUGUGCCCGGUAUGUUACUUGACCCUGACAAUCCAUAGUCACUUGACUCGGCUGGACAUGUGCCCAUGGUUUUAUAUGGCUGCAGGUCAAGUGUCACAUGACUGUCACCUAGGUGUCAGAAUGUAGUGUUAUUUUAGACGGGAAGCUGGACUCUAUUUUUCCUCUCUCGUUAAAGAGUCGAGUGUUCAGGCACAGUGCACUUCACUCUGCCAACCUGUCACCAGUCUCGUACCUUAUUUGCCUAUCAUAUUUUUUACAGAACAUGGUAAUGUUGUAAUGACUGGAUUCCUUGUGUCGGUACGAGUUUGGUUUUUGCGUGGACACAGCGCAGAGCUCACAAGAAUAAGAUUUACGCACAAACCUCUCUGAGCUGUGAGUGUGUGUGGGUAUAUAUGUGUGUGUGUUUUUGUGUUUGUGUUUUAAAUGAAUGGAACUGUGAAUUACUACACUGCAUGUACAGUGCACUGUGGUUUGUAAAAGAGCAUUGUAUUAGUAAGUACUACAUUGGGAGAACCCAAAAUCAAAGCAAAUCUUUAUAGGUUAGCCCAGGAAAGACCACUUAAUCUGAGCUGGGCUGCGUAAAACUUUUUAAUUUUCAUAAUUUAUUUAUAGUACACCCAAAAUAAUGUCAUGCACAAAUUGUAUGUCCAAAAAAGUAUGCAUGACCAAUAAAAAUACAUAUAUGUAUAUGCAGUUCCCUUCAUAAUUAUUCAUAGAAAUAUAUGUAUUGGAUAAGUGAUUAAGUGAUACUUUAAUCUUAAUAGCACUGCAGAAAGCAAAUUUAUAUAGCUCACAGACAGCGAGUUAUAUUCCAGAAAGGAUGACAUUUGUUCACCCCCCUGUAGUAUGUGUUUUGUAAAUUCCACUCUGGCAUGGAUAACACUGACAAGCUACUCCAAGUACUGUUAUAUGAGGUUGUGGUAUUUUGAAUGAAAGGAUUUUGUGAAUGGUGGAGAUCUGGAAAGAGGAUGGCGAGGGCACUAUGCGGGAGAGAAAAUGGCUCCCCCUGCUGGAGAUAUGGUGCUAUUCCUGGCUGUAUAACAGUAAAACUGUGUCAACAAGAAAUACCUCAUGUAGCAUAGUAACAGGGCCCACUAAAAAAAGCAUGGCUUGACGUAUGUAGUCGAAAUUGUACGAUAAGUUCUGGAUAGAUUUUUGAUGAACCGACUCCAUGUUUUUGAAAACUGACUGGCUAAUUGCCUUUGGACUGGAAUAUGGAACAUGGACCUGGAUUUGCCAAAUGAAGUAAAGUAAGCCCACUUCUUUUGAGUUUAUUCCAUCAGUAAACUGCUUAGCAGCCCAGCUGUUAGCCAGCUGUGAAUGUGAAUUUAGUCAAUGUAUAGUUAGCUUUGAAAUUAAAUACAUUUUGCUUUGUGUCUUUUUUCUUUUCAAAACCUUCUUCUCUCAGCUUGAACAAUUCCCCUCCAUUGCUAUUUAGUUGCCAAUCAUUGCCUUUUUUAUUGCAUUUGUGUUGUGCUAUGCACUGUCAUUGGUCACCAGACUUCCAGUAUUCCACAGAAGCAUGCCAACAUAAACUUAUAUUCAAGUAAUCAAUGAAUGUCUGAAGUCCACUAGAGUUGUAAAAGAUGUACAGGACAGGGGUGUGAUAUAAAUAUCUGUUUUGUAAAUAUCUAUUUUAAUAAACAUGUGUAAAUGUAGGCUCAAGGAUACGGAAGAGAACGGCUGCCACAGUAAACGUGUGUUACUUAGCCAAAGGCAUUGACCCGCAGUUCAAGGCCUUCAGCAGUAGGAAAGGCAUUACACGAAUGCGGCCAAAACAUAGAUAAGACCUUGAACACGAGCGAGCGAAGAUUAUGUAUAGCCAUAUCUCAGAGGUCCCAGUGCAGCCAGCGUGGUCACAGCUUUGCGUGGAGCGCAGGGGUGCAGUGCAUUCGGCGAACACAGUUUACACCCUCUUGACAGUUUCCGCCACUGCCGCUAAUACCAAUUUAAGAUUCUCCCGCUGAGGCGUAAAGUCCAGAAAGCUUCGGCUGAGGCACGUUCCUGCAUUCUGUCCCGUUUCCUGACACGUUGCCGGGAAACACGUCUGCGUUUCCCGGCCACUCAGUCAUUCCCAAACAGUCAUUUAAACCAUCAAACUGUUGUUAAGUUUGGAGACCUUGACAAUUGGAUUGCUGCCGAGUGCCAUGCAUAGCACAACACAAGUUAUUUUACUGUAUUUAUGAAGUGAGUGAGAUUGCAGGUGCAGUUUUAAGCUGUUUUUAAAUGUCAAUAAAUAAACUUUUCUGAUAUGAAAA
Messenger RNA from Megalops cyprinoides (Indo-Pacific tarpon), 4439 nucleotides. RefSeq names its product zinc finger protein 648-like. The record is from RefSeq and is a predicted model, not a curated record. Gene Ontology annotation, biological process: regulation of immune system process; regulation of cytokine production; negative regulation of transcription by RNA polymerase II. The transcript has 2 exons. NCBI's taxonomy places the organism in Eukaryota, Metazoa, Chordata, Actinopteri, Elopiformes, Megalopidae. The coding region runs from base 597 to 2075 and encodes 492 amino acids.